GAUUUUUUCAGGACUCGAGGGGGUCUGGGUGAGGGGCAUGUGGCAGCGCAUCGACCCCCAAAUCGCAAUCGGCUGGGGUCGUCUCCUUGGGCCAGAGUCACCUCUGGCAGCGCCCGAGGCUGGAAGCUCCAUGCGGCGGAAAGCUCGUGGCGAUUCCGGACCAAGUCCCACCCCCGCCGCCUGUCUGAUUUGGCCCAGUAGGGGUGUCGCUGGUGGGAGUUUACUUCGCUGGUGCUCGCACGAAUCUUCUCAUCCCCCACGGCCGUCCCGGGGACCCAGAAGGAUUUGGAACAGUUGCGGAAGGGUUCGCAUGUGGCCGCCGAGGAGCAGGGGGAGGAGGAGGCGCUCCACAUCUACAAGUUGGCUGCCGUGUGCAGUUGGUGCAGGCGGGUGGGGCGGGGCCAGGACCCUAAACUUCUCGAAUCAGCGCCGUGAACCUCACCUUGAUUUGGCCCACCCGAGCGUUUGCAGCCCAGGGCUGGGGAGCCAGUGCCACGGCGUCUGGACGGAGCGCUGGUCGGACCCCGCCGUCUUGGAGGAGCUCAAGUUGAGCCUGGAGGCACCGCUGCUCCUGGCCGUGGAGCAGCACCAGUGCCCCUUUGGGGUCGCGCUGCCCGGCGACGUCACGUGGCCGAGCCCGCCGGAGAGCCUGCGCGGCAUCGUGGCGCCGCGCACACCGCUCAAGGUCGUGGCCGUCGCGUACUCCCUCGUGCCUUAUGCGGUGGGCAUCUCGGCCUCGGUGUCGUUUUUCAGGCGCAGGGGCACGCGGCAGCUCUGGAUGCUCCUCUGGGCCUGGCCCAUGAUCCCCCUGCAGGAGCUUGUGUUCAAGAGGAUCUCACCGGAGCCCCGCCCAGGAACCAUGCUGCAGGUUCGCGACUACGCUGGCAUGUACGCGGGGUCGUGCCUGAAGAAGUGCGGAAUGCCCUCCAGCCACGCCAAUCUGACGAUUGGGUGGUUCACCCUUCUUCUGCUGGACGCAAUCUAUCGCGUCAGGCCGUUUGCGCUGGGAAGGAAGACGCAGACCAUUUUGAUUCGUCCGGGCGCCAGCGGAGCGCAGAAGUACGCAAAGUGCUUGCGGUUGUACCUGACCGUACCUUGGGAACACCGCGACCUUCUGACGCACACAGAAUUUCUGGUCUACAUAUCGACGUGGAUCCUCAUCCUUAUUCCAGUGCCCUUCAUGCGAGUCGCCCUGUACGACCACACGUUCGACCAGGUAACCGUAGGAGCGAUGAUAGGAUUAUCGUCCGCAGUUGUGUGGUGGCGGAUCGCGAGGAGACUCCAACGCAGAUACCAAGAGCAUGAGGGGUGCCGCGUUUUUUACGGUCUGCUUGAGCACAACCAUAAGCUGACCCAGUUCCACCUCACGAACUCGGGAGACAUCGUCAGCGAGAUGCCAGAACACCUCGGCCUAUCGCCGGGCUCGGCACUCUGAGACAUGGCCGCUCCCUGCGUCUCCCCUCUUCCUCGCUGGUUCUGGUGACGCUCCUUUCACAGGCCUCUAACACUCGAGCCCCUCUGACCUGCGGCAGGCGAGGGGGGAAAGCACCGCGCAGGCCGCCCCGCGCCCCCCUCGCUUCGGCAUGUUCAGCCCUCUCCGCAGAGGGCCCGCGCGCGGGGCGGAGCCGCCUCGCUGGAGGGCAAAAUGCCCUCCCUGAGGGUGAGAGGAAACCUUCUCCUCCUCCUCCCUCCUCCUCCUCCCUCCUCCUCCUCGUCCUCCUCCUCC
This is a messenger RNA of Prorocentrum cordatum, 1726 nucleotides long. The record is from the annotation of a GenBank genome assembly. Lineage: Eukaryota; Dinophyceae; Prorocentrales; Prorocentraceae.